AUGAACUGGACAUUUGCUUGGGAAACUUUCCCCAGAAAUAUCAAGCUCCUAAUAGUCUUCAGAACAUACGUGUGGAAUCAGUGGUAUUAUUAUCUACCUCAAGCAGUUGGUGCUUAUCUUCUUUACGAUUGGGCAAAGAAGAAGAAUUAUGAAGUAUCAAGAAAAAACCCAGCCGACUAUGCUAACGACCAGUAA
Molecule: messenger RNA, 195 nt
Organism: Cylicostephanus goldi
Lineage: Eukaryota; Metazoa; Nematoda; Chromadorea; Rhabditida; Strongylidae
Source: the annotation of a GenBank genome assembly